Molecule: messenger RNA, 1869 nt
Organism: Ficedula albicollis (Collared flycatcher)
Lineage: Eukaryota; Metazoa; Chordata; Aves; Passeriformes; Muscicapidae
Product: mucin-1-like
Source: RefSeq, a predicted model, not a curated record
AAAUGUCACCAAGGGACACCGAGUGUCACCCAAUGUCACCGAGGGACACCGAGGGACACCGAGGGACACCAAAGGUCACCAAGGGACACCGAGGGACACCAAAUGUCACCAAGGGACACCGAGUGUCACCCAAUGUCACCGAGGGACACCGAGGGACACCGAGGGACACCAAAUGUCACCAAGGGACACCGAGUGUCACCCAAUGUCACCGAGGGACACCGAGGGACACCGAGGGACACCAAAUGUCACCGAGGGACACCGAGUGUCACCCAAUGUCACCGAGGGACACCGAGGGACACCGAGGGACACCAAAUGUCACCGAGGGACACCGAGUGUCACCCAAUGUCACCGAGGGACACCGAGGGACACCGAGGGACACCAAAUGUCACCGAGGGACACCGAGUGUCACCCAAUGUCACCGAGGGACACCGAGGGAACUGAGUGACACCGAGGGACACCAAAGGUCACUGAGGGACACCGAGGGACACCGAGUGUCACCCAAUGUCACCGAGGGACACCGAGGGACGCCGAGGGACACCGAGUGUCACCCAAUGUCACCGAGGGACACCGAGGGACACCGAGGGACACCAAAUGUCACCGAGGGACACCGAGUGUCACCCAAUGUCACCGAGGGACACCGAGGGACACCGAGGGACACCAAAUGUCACCGAGGGACACCGAGUGUCACCCAAUGUCACCGAGGGACACCGAGGGACACCGAGGGACACCAAAUGUCACCGAGGGACACCGAGUGUCACCCAAUGUCACCGAGGGACACCGAGGGACACCGAGGGACACCAAAUGUCACCGAGGGACACCGAGUGUCACCCAAUGUCACCGAGGGACACCGAGGGACACCGAGGGACACCAAAUGUCACCGAGGGACACCGAGUGUCACCCAAUGUCACCGAGGGACACCGAGGGACACCGAGGGACACCAAAUGUCACCGAGGGACACCGAGUGUCACCCAAUGUCACCGAGGGACACCGAGGGACACUGAGUGACACUGAGGGACACCGAGUGUCACCAAGGGACACCAAGUGUCACUGAGUGCCACCAAACGUCACUGAGGAACACUGAGUGUCACCCAAUGUCACCAAGGGACACCGAGUGUCACUGAGGGUCACUAAGGGUCCCCAGGUGUCACUAAAGGACACCGAGGGACACCAGGGGCCACCCAAUGUCACCAAGGGACACUGAGUGUCACCCAAUGUCACCAAACGUCACCGAGGGACACUGAGGGACACCGAGUGUCACCAAGGGACACCAAGUGUCACCAGGGGCCACCAAACGUCACCGAGGGACACCGAGUGUCACCCAAUGUCACCAAGGGACACCGAGGGACACUGAGUGACACCGAGGGACACCGAGUGUCACCAAGGGACACCAAGUGUCACUGAGUGCCACCAAACGUCACCGAGGGACACCGAGUGUCACCAAAUGUCACGGAGGGACACCGAGUGUCACUGAGUGUCCCCAGACUGGCCCUGGUGUCCUCGAGUGUCCCCAAGUGCCACCAGAGUGUCACCAAGUGUCACCAGUGUCCCCCAGUGUCCCUGACUGUCCCCAGGCUGGCCCAAGUGUCCCCGAAUGUCCCCAACUGCCACUGAGUGUCCCCAAAUGUCACCACAGUGCCCUCAGUGUCACUGAGUGUCACCAGAGCGACCCUGGACUGGUCCCCGGGGGUGGCAGGUGACACUUGGGGCACUGUCCCCUCCUUUGGGGACACUUUGGGCACUGCCACUCCCCCUUGGGGACACUUUGGGGACAUUUUUGGCACUGCCACUCCCCCCUGGGGACACUUUGGGGACACUUUGGGGACAUUUUGGGCACUGCCACCCCGUGGGAAUAAAGAGCCGUGUCCUUCA